This is a messenger RNA of Necator americanus (New World hookworm), 414 nucleotides long. RefSeq lists its product as uncharacterized. The coding region runs from base 1 to 414 and encodes 137 amino acids. The record is from RefSeq and is a predicted model, not a curated record. Lineage: Eukaryota; Metazoa; Nematoda; Chromadorea; Rhabditida; Ancylostomatidae. The transcript is spliced from 3 exons.
AUGCCGGCAAAACCAGUCUCGAAGCGAAGCGAAGCGUACGGUAAACACCUGCCAACACUCGAUAACGAUCCAUGGAAAGUGCUGUACUGUGCAUUCGCUGACACUUCCCUGGCCGUGACUGUGUUGAUGUUUGGAGCGGUUUGUGCAAUGCAUGGUCUACGUGUAGCGCUACUGGUCGUGAAUGGAAUCAUAUCAUUGACUGGAAUAGCAGCAAAUCUUAUUCUACUUGUUAUAAUAUAUGUCGCCACACCAAAGCCUAUACGAACGUACAGUGUUUUGAUUAUUAACUACGCUGUAACCGACCUUUUUACGUCUAUGGCACAAGCAAUAACAAUUCCUAGGAUGGUAUUGACUACAUACAGGCCCAUCGGCUCAACAUCUCUUGAUCACCUUGAUCACCUUGACUCCCGUUGA